AUUAAGCUGAAAACUGAAAACAGUUAAUCUGAGCCGUUGGAUUUAUAAAAUGAUAUUUUGAACGGCCAUGAUUUAACCAUACGUGUGCCACUUGAUUUUCUUUCUAUUACUCCUCAUUCUCAAACAGAUUCUCUCUCCUAAUCUCUUGAAACGCCAUUUUCCUCCAAGCAGAUGACUUUCUCUCUCUUACCCCUCAUCUCUACCUCUCACCGGCGAUUUUCUCUCUCCUCAUCUCAACUUCCAUAGCAGCCCUAUUUCUCCAUAAUCUCGAAUCCGCCAUUUUUGCUCUCCAACUAAAUUUUUGGAUCUAGUAAUUUUCGAUCGAAAUUGUGAAGAGAUCUUCAUUUUUUGUUCAAAUUCAAUCUGUUGUUAAACAAUUACUAGAUUCGAUUAGAACAGAUCGAAUUUGAACAAAAAAUAAAAUUUACGAAACUUGUGUUUGGAGUUUGGAGUUUGGACACUGACCUUCACCUAAUCCGGCCUCGUUGUGCCGGAACUCGCUGCUGCAUUGUAUGGUUGGCUUUCAAUCUCUCUCCUCUUUCACUCUCUUACUAUCUUGGUUCCAUCUCUGCCUCUGAUUUACCUUCUCUAACUCUUCUCCUCUUCUUCCUCUAAUCACCAUUCUCCAUUAAUGAUGAAUAGAGAGAAAGAUGAAGAGAAGGGUGCUCAAACUUCUUCGAUAAACAAUAAUAGAAGGAAGAAAGGAGGAUGGACAGCUGUAAAAUAUAUUUUAGCUAAUGAGACAUUUGAGAAGCUGGCAUCAAUGAGUUUGGUAACAAACAUAACAGUGUAUUUGCGCACAAAAUACAACAUGGAUGGCAUACUACUGGUUAAUGUAGUAAACUUAUGGUCUGGAUCUUGCAAUUUUUUGACAUUCCCAGGUGCUUUGCUUUCUGAUGCCUACCUGGGUAGGUUCUGCACUUUGCUUCUUGGUACCCUAGUUUCUAUGCUGGGAAUGGGAGCAAUGACUUUAGGUGCUGGAGUACAAAAACUAAGGCCUUUAGCUUGUAAGGCAGGAUCAAACUGCAUGGCAGCCACAAGUUGGCAGCUUGCAGUUCUGUUCAUAGCUCUCCUACUACUAGCAAUGGGAGCAGGGUGCAUAAGACCGUGCAACAUUGCCUUUGGUGCUGAUCAAUUCGACCCAAGAACAGAGAAAGGCAGGGCCUUAUUAGCGCGCUUCUACAAUUGGUGGUACUUCUCCUUCACAAUUUCUCUGUUAGUAGCACUCACCACUGUAGUUUAUAUCCAAACCAACAUUAGUUGGACCAUCGGAUUUGCGAUCCCAACCGCGUGUUUUGCACUCUCAAGCAUCAUUUUCUUAAUUGGGUGCCCAACCUACAUUUACAAGAAACCUCAAGGGAGCAUCUUUAUUGACAUGCUUAAGGUAACUAUAGCAGCCUACAGGAAAAGAAACUUGACUCUACUAGAUCAAAUGAGUAAUCAAAGUUUUUAUGACCCUCCUAUUAUUAUUGAAGAUGAUGAUGAUGAUCAGUUGUUAAAUGUGCCUAAAUUAAGCAGAUCCAACAGAUUAAACUUCUUAGAUAAGGCUUGUUUGAUAAACCAAUGUGCUCAAGAAGUUGAUGAAGGAGGUAUGGCUAAGAACAACUGGACACUUUGUAGUGUACAACAAGUGGAACAAUUGAAAAGCCUAAUUGGAAUUUUACCAGUUUGGUUAACUGGGAUUCUAUGUUUUGUAUCAAUGGAUCAACAGAACACUUUUGGCAUCCUUCAAGCAAUUCAGAUGAAUCGAAAGCUAGGAUCGCGGUUUUUGAUCCCACCUGCAUGGAUAGGGUUUGCAGGCAUGGCUGCUCUCUCGCUCUGGAUCUUAUCAUAUGAGCGACUCAUUCUACCAGUAGCCAGGAAAGUAAUGAAGAAGGGUGAUGUAAGGUUGUCUGUAAAAGCGCGGAUUAAAAUUGGGAUUAUUAUGUCAAUUCUAUGCAUGUCUGUUGCUGCAAUUGUUGAGUCUAAGAGAAGAAACACCGCCAUAAGAAACAACUCCUUUGUGUCUUCUAUUCAUGUAGGAUGUCUUGCCCCACAACUUAUCCUUUCUGGCUUAACUGAAGCCUUUGCCGCGGUUACAAUCAUGGAGUUUUUUACAACACAAAUGCCUGAAAGUAUGAGAUCCAUUGCUGGCUCAAUUUUCUUCAUAAGUUUGUCCAUGGCAAGUUACUUAGCCACGCUUAUUGUUAACAUCAUAUAUCGCGCCACUCGAAGGAAUGAUGGAUAUGCAUGGUUGGGUGGACAUGAUCUUAAUAAGAACCAUCUUGACUACUUCUAUGCUAUUAUUGCUUGCAUUGGAGUGUUGAACUUCUUUUAUUUCAGCUUCUUUGCUUCCAAGUUUGUGUUUGUUGAUAACAGCGCCAAGACUAAUAAUGAAGGAGCAUGUUCAAGUACAAACAUACAUACAAGGUUAGAGUAAAGAGCCAACAAGGGUUACGCUCCUUUAGCCUGUGUUUCUCAUCUAUCAUUAUUUUGUUUCUCUUCACCUUUGAUGCUUCUUGAUGAAAAUGUCUAAACAAGCUUAUUAUCCAUUUUGAUUUUUAUUAGUGUGUAAUGUGUUAUUAGUGCGUAGAGGAUUGUUAGAUUAUCAUGUUCCUAAUCAAUUUUCAAAAAUAAGUAGGAUGAUUAGGUUCCCUUAGCUUGUAUGAUUAUAAGAUUAGUGUUUGUCAUUAAUGAUUGUUUAAUUUAGUUA
Beta vulgaris subsp. vulgaris (sugar beet) is the source of this 2692-nucleotide messenger RNA. RefSeq names its product protein NRT1/ PTR FAMILY 2.8. Gene Ontology annotation, molecular function: transmembrane transporter activity. Gene Ontology annotation, biological process: transmembrane transport. The transcript has 5 exons. The record is from RefSeq and is a predicted model, not a curated record. The coding region runs from base 632 to 2419 and encodes 595 amino acids. Lineage: Eukaryota; Viridiplantae; Streptophyta; Magnoliopsida; Caryophyllales; Amaranthaceae. Gene Ontology annotation, cellular component: plasma membrane.